This is a messenger RNA of Plasmodium malariae, 267 nucleotides long. RefSeq names its product ubiquinol-cytochrome c reductase hinge protein, putative. The transcript has a single exon. Bases 1 to 267 code for a protein of 88 amino acids. Lineage: Eukaryota; Apicomplexa; Aconoidasida; Haemosporida; Plasmodiidae. Gene Ontology annotation, biological process: mitochondrial electron transport, ubiquinol to cytochrome c. The record is from RefSeq and is a predicted model, not a curated record.
AUGUCGUACCCAUACAAUGCUGAAUUUUUUGUACGUUAUCCCAAAUUCAAGGAGAGGGAUGAGAAAGAAAGAACUGUUGACCCACGAAUUGAGUUAGAAAAAAAAUGUGCAGUGAAAUGUGUUCGACCAGUGAAUGAAUAUCAAAAUUGUGUGAGUAGAGUAAAAGCUAGAACUGAUAACAAAGGGAAUUGCUUAGGGCAGUAUGAAGAAUUGUAUAUAUGUAUUGAUCAUUGCGUCGCUAAGGAUCUGUUUAAUUAUCUUGUUUAG